Molecule: messenger RNA, 471 nt
Organism: Ophidiomyces ophidiicola
Lineage: Eukaryota; Fungi; Ascomycota; Eurotiomycetes; Onygenales; Onygenaceae
Gene: YPD1
Product: Phosphorelay intermediate protein
Exons: 3
Coding region: 1-471 (156 amino acids)
Biological process (GO): phosphorelay signal transduction system; phosphorylation
Cellular component (GO): cytoplasm; nucleus
Molecular function (GO): histidine phosphotransfer kinase activity; protein histidine kinase binding
Source: RefSeq, a predicted model, not a curated record
AUGGCCCCCUCGACCACCUCUGCCACCGAGGAACCGCUGGAUGAACUCGCGCUCAAGCUUGUCGGCCGCGAAGAACUGCUCGACAAGACUGCCUUCGACCAGAUCCUCGAGAUGGACGACGACGCCGACCGCGACUUCAGCAGAGGCAUCGUCUACGGCUUCUUCGACCAGGCGGAGGCCACUUUCGUCAAAAUGGAAAACGCAAUUUCUGCGCAGGAUUUCAACGAGGUCUCGCAGCUGGGCCACUUCCUGAAGGGCUCGUCGGCGACUCUUGGCCUGACCAAGGUCAAAGACGCAUGUGAGAAACUGCAGCAUUUUGGUGCCCGAAAGGACGAAUCGGGAACCGUGGACGAGCCCGAUAACGCAAAGUCUCUUGCGAGCAUCAAGAAAACUCUUACUGAAGUUAAGGAGGAUUACGACGAGGUCGCCAAGCUCCUAAAGGAUUUUUACGGUGAUACUACAUCGAGUUGA